Molecule: messenger RNA, 387 nt
Organism: Lolium rigidum
Lineage: Eukaryota; Viridiplantae; Streptophyta; Magnoliopsida; Poales; Poaceae
Product: EPIDERMAL PATTERNING FACTOR-like protein 4
Exons: 3
Coding region: 1-387 (128 amino acids)
Biological process (GO): stomatal complex development; guard cell differentiation
Source: RefSeq, a predicted model, not a curated record
AUGCCGCCGCCCACGGGGAGCCGGCGGCCGGGGUGCGACAGCGGCUCCAUGCUCAGGCUGCUCCUCGUCGCCUCCCUCUGCUGCGGCUGCUUCUUCGUCGUCGAGCGCUGGGGCAAUGGCGCGCUCCGCUCGGAUUCCGGGAGGAUGGCAGGAGCGGCGACCCACGCCGGUCAUGAUCUGAUCGGUCACUACGACAGCGGCGCCGUCGGGCGUCGGCUGCUCUCCGGCGGCCCAGGGUCGCACCCGCCGCGGUGCACGUCCAAGUGCGGCAGCUGCAGCCCGUGCUCGCCCGUGCACGUGUCCGUGCCGCCGGGCGUGCUGGUCACCACGGAGUACUACCCGGUGGCGUGGCGCUGCAAGUGCCGCGACCGCCUCUACAUGCCCUGA